Molecule: messenger RNA, 1725 nt
Organism: Trypanosoma brucei brucei TREU927
Lineage: Eukaryota; Euglenozoa; Kinetoplastea; Trypanosomatida; Trypanosomatidae
Exons: 1
Coding region: 1-1725 (574 amino acids)
Source: RefSeq, a predicted model, not a curated record
AUGCCGGACCCUCCGUUGGCAGCAGUCCCACAACCACCAAUGGCAGCAGUUCCACAACCACCAAAGGCAGCAGUUCCACAACCUCCAAUGGCAACAGUCCCGCAACCACCAAUGGCAGCAGUCCCGCAACCUCCAAUGGCGGCAGUCCCACAACCACCAAUGGCAGCAGUUCCACAACCACCAAAGGCAGCAGUCCCGCAACCUCCAAUGGCAGCAGUCCCACAACCACCAAUGGCAGCAGUCCCACAACCACCAAAGGCAGCAGUCCCGCAACCUCCAAUGGCAGCAGUCCCGCAACCUCCAAUGGCAGCAGUCCCGCAACCUCCAAUGGCAGCAGUCCCGCAACCACCAAUGGCAGCAGUCCCGCAACCUCCAAUGGCGGCAGUCCCACAACCACCAAUGGCAGCAGUCCCGCAACCACCAAUGGCAACAGUCCCGCAACCACCAAUGGCAGCAGUCCCGCAACCACCAAUGGCAGCAGUCCCGCAACCUCCAAUGGCGGCAGUCCCGCAACCACCAAUGGCAACAGUCCCGCAACCACCAAUGGCAGCAGUCCCGCAACCUCCAAUGGCAACAGUCCCGCAACCACCAAUGGCAGCAGUCCCGCAACCUCCAAUGGCGGCAGUCCCGCAACCUCCAAUGGCAGCAGUCCCGCAACCACCAAUGGCAGCAGUCCCGCAACCACCAAUGGCAGCAGUCCCACAACCACCAAUGGCAGCAGUCCCGCAACCUCCAAUGGCAACAGUCCCACAACCACCAAAGGCAGCAGUCCCGCAACCUCCAAUGGCAGCAGUCCCGCAACCACCAAUGGCAGCAGUCCCGCAACCACCAAUGGCAGCAGUCCCGCAACCACCAAUGGCAGCAGUCCCGCAACCACCAAUGGCAGCAGUCCCGCAACCACCAAUGGCGGCGGGAACUGUUCAGGCAACAUCUCCCCUGUUUCAUCAGGGCGUACCAUUACCAAAGGUUUGCUUGCUUCCUUCGCAGUACCUGCCGUCCGGUUUUCAUCCUGCUGGGGGCGCGGCCCGGCCUCCUGAGUUGUCAGAGGAGCAGAAGCGGGAGUUGGAGCGGGCCGCGCUUCGAGAACUCGCCAGUGCUUCAGGAGACCACAAUCGAGAACCUGAGGAGGUGGUGAAGACGCUUGCGGGUCGUUUGUUUUUCUUAAGCCGAUGCGACGUGGCUACAAUGUUGACGAAUGUUGCGACUUCCGUGCAGUCUCUUGGGCGUCACGAUGUGGGACUACUUGCCAAUGAGGACGGAACGACUUUUACGUUUAUCCAGUCCCCGCACUACGGCACAGACAACUUUGCUGAGGGACUGCAGCACCCCUCAAGGCACCGGCGUGCAGUCGAGGAUGCGAAGGAAAGAAUUAAUCGAUCGGAUUGUCGCUCUAGGGAGAGGUUUUUACGUGCUGCGCGUGCUGGUACGCCAUCUAACGUGGAGGAGCGCCGGUCCCCGAAUCCCCCAAAAUCAACAAAGAGGUCAACAUCUAUAGCGGCAAGAGAUUUCCCAAAGUCAACGUAUGAACAAAUACAGGAGGUACUUCAAGAGCAGAGAAGGACUUCAAGGCAUGAGAAGAGAGGUGCUUCUGCUUCACGCAAAGGCCAAAGGCGCCCAUCGUCGGCGGACGGCGGUUAUCUUCUUUGGCGGUACGGCGGGAAGUAUCCGCAGGAGUGUUUGUACGAGAACUACCGUUUGCGUGGAAUGAGAGGGCGUCAGCACUAG